AUGCGAGUGUAUACCAUUCUAUUGUUACUCCAGAUCCCCCUUAACUCUCACCAACUAGACUGUGAUUGGCUCACAGACAAAAGUCAAGUUUAUGUGGACAACCAGAACAAAAGCCUUUCCUAUGACGGAAUUUGCUGUUUCGAACAAGUUUUGAAACUCUUAGACACUGAGAAAAUUGGUUUUGUUGAUGAUUGGAGAAAAGCUGAAAGUAUCAACAAAUUUUUAAUCAUUGAACAAGUUUUCCUAAGAUUUGGAAGAAAUUGCAUGAGCUUACAGGAGACCGCAACGAAACUUUCUUCAACAACUUCUUCUCCAAUCGAUUGUGGAUGGUUGGCCACGGAUUUUGCUGUUUAUGAUGAAUUAAAUGUGGAAGCCACCUUUAUUUACUCAAGAAACUGUUGUUCCGAAACGGCACACGAGAAACUCGCGAACACUAAAUUUGCAAUAGAUAUCGAAGACAUGGAAAAAACACCCAUUUCGGAUACUUUCUCGGACAAUGACAAGGACGAGAAAUUGAACAAGUUAAAAGAAGCAGCGUUGACCAAAUUACUUUACUGCAUCCCCAAUGCCUGUCCUGGGUUGGACUCCAUCUGGGAUAAUUGCACAGAAGCGACAACGACAACGACAACUACGACAUUAACAACAACGACUGAAUCUCCUCAAACGACUACAAAGAAAUGUGAUUCCUGGCUAAAUACUCAAUUCGAUGUGACCGACAAGAAUGGAGUUGUCACAUUUACAUACAACGCAAAUUGUUAUACAACUACUAAAUUCCAAUGGCAAAGAAUGACGAGCACAACACAGCCUUCCAAGCCGGAUUUCGAGAGUUCGGAAAGGGAAACAACAACCACAGAGAAGCCUACGACCACGAUGAAGAAAGAUAUUCCUAUUCCAAAUGAGCCAAAAAAUGACGAUCCGGCUUUUCCGAGCUCCUCGUCCAGCGCUUCCCCGGAUUCAGGAAAUUGGAAUGAAGAAAGAAAAACAACCACCACGGAAAGGCCUACGACAACAUUAAAGAAAGUUAUCGAAGUUAUAAAGGAGCCGAAAAAUGAUGACCCAGCUUUUCCGAGUUCUUCGUCCACCCUGCUACCAGAGUUCGGGCCUGGAAAACCAGGUGAAAAGCUGACGACCGAGCCGAAUAUUCCAUCUUCUUCUUCUUCUUCUUCUCAAACUAAGACGCCUACUUUGAUUCCCAAAGACCGCACGACUACUACGCCUAACGGAAAACUCGAAGAAGUUUAUGAAUCCACUUCCACAGAAGCAGCUUCAACUAGUUCAUCGGUUCUAGUUUCUAAAGACCUCACGACUACUAUUCCUGACAAAACAGCUGAAAUCGAUGAACCCGCUUCAACAGCAUCAGCUUCAACUUUGCUCACCACGGAGCUACCUGGCCAAGGAACCACUUCGGUAUCAGAAACUACAACCGCACUAUCUGGAUCUACAAAGAAAUCAGAAGAUGCCACCACAUCUUCAGAUCCAACAGAGACUCCAAAGCAACUCGAUAAGAUAACUACCACGACAUCACCUCUCAUUGAAACCACAGAAACAGAUUUAGAAGGUAUAAUUAUGUUUGACAUGCAAGCCCAAAUUUCUAAUUUUUUUUUCGAUUCGACAACACCGUCCUUUGAUGAAAGUUCAACGACUCCAGACUCCAUCACCUCCAAAUCAACCACUAAAACUAGGAACCUAUAUCAGGAUGAAACCGGUAACCCAAAGAUAGAGAAAGCUGCAAACAGCAAAUUUUCAGAAUUGUCUACAUCCCACGUCUCCAGUACCACAGCUUCCAGGAGCGGCACUUUCCAAACAACUACUAAGCGCUCUGCGCCUAUUGAUGAUAGCCCAAUCGGUUUCACUCUGACCAGUAUUUUGAGCAGCACGACUUCCACAGGACAUAUUUCCACGAAGAAAACUGUGAAUUCUGGAGCAACUGAAUCUGAAUCUAUGAUUCCUGCGACGUCGACGGCCAAACUCUCGGUUCCUACCGAUACAGAAACUGGAGGAACCAUCUCUACUGAAUCUUCAAAGGUCUCCAAAGUCACAGCCAAUCCGUCUGCCUCAACAACUCAAGCCGUCGCAUCAAGUGGAGCUCAUUCUCCGGUGACUGGCACAACAACGCCACCUGCUUUUGUUUCUUCUAAAGGAUCCACUCAAUCUACACCAAAGUUAGAUCCUUUGGGAACUGGAACCACAGAAGAAGAAGAAGUGCGGAAAACCACCCCACCAAAUGGAGUGAGUGGAAGUACAACAGGGAAAUUGGUAGCCAAUACUGGAACUGGAUCUACUCUGACGCCAAUUACUGGUACUACUGAUCAAGCUGGAUCACUUGGAACUGAUAAAGCUGGGUUUCAUGUAACUGGUUCAAAUGUUACUACAACCACCGGAAAAGCAGCAACAGGUUUAACGAGCUCUGACAAACCUGUCACAACGGACUCUGGAACCGCAGUUCAGCUAACUGGAUCAGCUCAAUCAUCCACACCUUCGGGCACCGCACUUGGCACUGCAUCAACAGCUUCUGGGGCUAUGAAGAUCUCUACAUCCACGGAAACUCAAGAGCAGACGAAUCCAAUAGCGACGGCGACUACAAUUAACUACACAACGCCAGCUGUACCUGUCCCAACUGGAUCUACUAUAUCUGGCUUCAUCAAAACGUCUACUAAGUCUUUUUCGAGUUCUUCGGUGGCUCCGACAGUGCUAUCGAAUGAAACCGAUGCAUCAGGAUCGACGCCUUCUUCGCAACCUUCUGGAGCUGGGUCAACAAAUUCUUUGAAAGCUACUCCAACUUCAAGCUCUGCUGGAACCACAAGUAAUGGGCCAACAGGAACUGGAUCACGAAAUGUGUUCUCAACAUCUCCAGGCCACCCUUCUAGAACAUCAACUGCUGGAUCUGGUUCAACGAGCACAACUGGAGGAACCACUAAGUCCAUUGGAUCUUCGGGAUCCAAUAUGACCACCAAAGCGGGACCUGGAACAGCUAGCGGAACAGCUAAAACAACAACACCUGGAGAAUCUGCAUCGGAAAAAGCAUCAAGGGCAACAGAAAAGGGAUCAACUGUUUCUAUGGUCUUUAGAUCUGCUACUCCGGUACCCGAUGGACCGGCCACCGAAGCAUCCACCAAACCAGUAUCCAUCCCCACUUCGACACGACCCGUCACUACAGUAUGCCCGGCACUCUCCCUUGACCUUGGCAACACAGUCCGUCCAACCACUGCCGAACUCAAAUCCUACUACGCUGCUGGCGAACAAGUUGUCCACAUGUGCAAGAAAUAUCAUGCUUUUGAGCUUGCCGGGCAACCAUUCAAAGUUUAUGUCUGCAAGAACGACGGAACUUGGGCUGGGGCACCAGAAAAGUGUGUUGCGGAGAAAAGGAAGGAAUUGUGA
Caenorhabditis briggsae is the source of this 3378-nucleotide messenger RNA. NCBI's taxonomy places the organism in Eukaryota, Metazoa, Nematoda, Chromadorea, Rhabditida, Rhabditidae. The transcript is spliced from 9 exons. The coding region runs from base 1 to 3378 and encodes 1125 amino acids. The record is from RefSeq and is a predicted model, not a curated record.